AUGGCUUCUACCUCUACUUUACCUGCCGGCAAUCCACCCGUCCGGCCAUCUCACCCUGUUACCGUUUCAGGCGUCGUCGAAGUUGCCACCAUGUUACCCCCCGCCGACAAUCGCAAUUACACUUACCAAUCCUGCACUGUAGCCGUUACUUGUAACGGGUGGGAUUCAGAUCGCGAGGCUGAGUACGAUGGAACGUUCACCGCGUAUUGCUCCUCCGUUGACGCUCCUCUCGACGGCCAUUGUUACGUCAUGAAGUCCCGCUUCUUGCCGGAUUGCCGCUCUGCCGACUACGCUAUGUACCACGAAGCAGAUCACAAAAUCUUGGUUGGCACCAGCGAUUCUUUCGCCGGUGUUCUCAACAAUAAUACUGCAGUCACUGGCCUAGGCAUUGUCAAUUCUAAAAGCACCAUCCCGGACGACGCCACCGGGAAAAAUAUGUUGUGUUUUUUCAUGCAACAUAUUGAUUACAAACCUCAGAUCCGCGAAGAUUACCAAUUCGAGAUGGAGUACCGUAUCCGGCCUACUAGAAACCUCCAAAGCGCGCAAGGCCUGAUCCAAGUUGGUCGAGAAACAUUGAUAAACGGGUUCAUCGUUGAUUGGGACGACGAAAAUAAUCGAUGGAUUGUAGAGGUCAGUAUUCAACUCUUGUAUCCGUGA
Molecule: messenger RNA, 657 nt
Organism: Melampsora larici-populina 98AG31
Lineage: Eukaryota; Fungi; Basidiomycota; Pucciniomycetes; Pucciniales; Melampsoraceae
Exons: 3
Coding region: 1-657 (218 amino acids)
Source: RefSeq, a predicted model, not a curated record